UCCUACUUUUUCCAAAAGUUAUUGGGUGAAAAAAAAAAAAACGAAAGAUGGGUUCUCAAUUUUUCAAGAGUUUGCUCCGUGUCGAGAAAAAGACUCCCAUUAAGGAUUUUGAAGAAGAAAUAACGCCUAAUGCUGUUGCUUGCUGUCUUGGUGGUGCCGCUAUAUAUUACUUGUUGAGGAGUUGGAAGUGUAAAAGGCAAGCUCAGAUUCUGAACCGUGCUGUCCGCGUGGAAGAGCUUCAAGAUUUGGAGGAUUUGAUUGGUAACAACAAUACAUCGGGUCUCCUUGUUGCUGUAUGCGGAAAAGUCGGAUCAAAUGCAGCUUUCAUGUGUAAUCGCAGUGGCCUUUUGGCUGUCUCUCUCACUGAAAAGGCCAAACUUGUUUUUCCUACAGAGGAUGAACUUGGUUUCUUGGAUAUGGAUUACGAAGAGAUUCUUUUAAGCCAUAAGACUGUGACUGUCCCUUGGUUUCUGGAAGACCACACUGGCCGUGUUAAUGUAGUUGGGUUUUAUGGUACUUUUAGAAGAAAUGUGUUUGCUGAACCUAUGAAUGAACUUUGCAAAGAAGUUGAGAUUGUUACACACAUUUGCUCCGAGGAUGUUCUUGAGAUCGGUAGGCCCUUGAGUAUUGUCGCUAAGGUUGCUUUCAGAGGCGAAGAUGGGUCUCCCACAAUCAAAGCACUACCCUCUCUGGUCUUCGAUGGAUAUAUAUGUGUUGACAAAGAAGUUUACAACCUGCAAUCACAGUCAGGGUCUUGUAUGCAUAUCGCCUUUUUCUUAGCAAUUAUUGGUGUGUUACUCUGUGAGAAAUGAAAAUGCCGCUAGAUAUCAACGAGUAAAAAGUUCACUGAGUUUGUCUCUGAUAUUAGUAGAUGUUUAUCCCCCAUAGUUAGAAAUGGUAGAAUGAGUAGUUGUGACAGACAAAAAGACUUCUCAAACUCUGUCUUAUGGUGUGUUUUGAAACUUAUCUGUUCAACAAAAUUGGUUCUAUUGAUUAACCAACCA
Molecule: messenger RNA, 1004 nt
Organism: Capsella rubella
Lineage: Eukaryota; Viridiplantae; Streptophyta; Magnoliopsida; Brassicales; Brassicaceae
Product: E3 ubiquitin-protein ligase SPL1
Exons: 9
Coding region: 48-812 (254 amino acids)
Biological process (GO): protein ubiquitination
Molecular function (GO): ubiquitin-protein transferase activity
Source: RefSeq, a predicted model, not a curated record